Messenger RNA from Tarenaya hassleriana, 1320 nucleotides. RefSeq lists its product as uncharacterized. The transcript has 2 exons. Gene Ontology annotation, molecular function: transcription coactivator activity. The record is from RefSeq and is a predicted model, not a curated record. Bases 211 to 1176 code for a protein of 321 amino acids. Gene Ontology annotation, biological process: regulation of transcription by RNA polymerase II. Gene Ontology annotation, cellular component: SAGA complex. NCBI's taxonomy places the organism in Eukaryota, Viridiplantae, Streptophyta, Magnoliopsida, Brassicales, Cleomaceae.
AAAUUUUGUGCUUUUCAUCUCAGAAUUACUUUUUGGGUUUAGUUCUCGUUGGAUUUCGGGAAUCGGGUGUCAGUAGAAUUCGUGUUUCGGCGUCGAUGAUGGAGAAAGUUUGGCUUUCCUUUUGGUGUUUUGGUUGCUUGCCCUGUUUGGUCUCCAGGAAAAUCGGAUUGGGAAGUCGAGAUUCACUUGGGAGGGGAUUCGAGGACCCAAAUGCCAACGAGUCAGCAUUUCAUUCGAAUAGACACUUUCCAGUUAAAGUCUCAGAUCAAGAAGAAGAUUGGUCGGGCCAAAACAGAGAACUACCUUGAUCUCCUGUCCAGAUUUCUGAGCUCCAAACUAAGCAAGUCCGAGUUCGAUAAGCUGUGCAUUGCCACGGUCGGGAAAGAGAACAUCCAUCUUCAUAACGCUUUGCUUACAGGAAUCAUCAAGAAUAUAUGUCUUUCAAAGACACCUCCUGGUGUAGAAGCUUCUCUGGGUAAUAAGAAGGAAGUAAAUGGGUUUCAGAGAAGUAACAGUUUUCAGUCACUCUGCAAAGACCUUCCCCUAUCCCCUCGUAAAGGAAGGACUCCUAACCGCAGAAUUAAAGAUAGCAAAGGAAAGAGCCAAGUCACUGAGGUGUUUUCUUCUGGUGGAAGGCCACCAUGCUCUAUAGAAGAGGGGGAAGAGGUCGACCAGUCAACUCUGAGCCCGGGAACUCACAGUGAGAAUCGACCCAUCGAAGCUCCUCUGGGCGUUAGUUUCAGCGAAAAGAUUGCGAGACAAAGGAUGAUCUCUAGGAGAUUGCUGUCCUGUUCUCAUAUGGAGACAUGUUACAGUGUUGGUCAACUACCUGAUACUGUUUCCUUGAAGAAGAAACUGGAACAAACCUUGGGCGUGGAAGGAGUAGAAGUCUCUGUAGGCUUUACUAACUUGUUAAACAUGGGCCUCGAUGUCUUCUUGAAGAGGCUAAUCAAACCAUGUUUGGAAUUAGCGGCUUCGAGGUCCAGUCGAGGUUUAUGUUCUGGCAUGGCUGCCAGUAAUGGUCUUUGUUCAGACAGAUACUCUCAGGAAACACGUGCUUCUUUGUCUGCAUCAAUGAUGGAUUUUCAAGUGGCCAUGGAGUUAAAUCCCUCAAUUCUUGGAGAAGAUUGGCCGGCGAAACUGGAGAAGUUUCUGUUACUUGGAACAGAAGACUGAUUAGACGAUAUGGCUAACUGAUGGAGAUUCCUCCAUUGACAUCUUUAGCUUCUGCACAUAUUUUUUGUUAUUUGUGCUGGUUUUAUAUGCUUUGAAUGGAUUGGAUAGUGGCGUUUUACGAAUAGGGUAGUUGCUUCUUUGAUA